AUGAUUGAUCCCUUGCAGCAUAGGGAUGUCAGCGACCCAAGCAUUGAGAAUAGUGAAUACAAGACCGAGCCACUGUCGCCGUCAACACUGAAGGCAGCAGUUGUUGUGUCUGAAAAAGAGGAGGACAUUUCUCCCCCGGUCACCAAUAUCUCUCCGGCAAUCGAGCAAACUCCACCUGUCCAGCAAACGCGGCCUAACGGUAGAGCUGGCAACGAGCUACACGAAGCAUAUCCCAAGUCUGACUUGGAACUUCUUGACCACCAUAUCGACGAUGUUAGGAGUUUAAGGGUCGUGGUAAUCGGUGCAGGGUUGUCUGGCAUCCUAGCCGGUAUUCUGCUGCCUGUGAAAGUGCCCAAGAUUCAAUUGACUAUUCUUGAAAAGAAUGAUGAAGUGGGUGGUACUUGGUUAGAGAAUGUCUACCCAGGAGUGAGAUGCGACAUCCCGGCGCACGUAUAUCAGGCUACUUUCACGCCAAAUACGCAAUGGUCUCAGCAAUUUGCAGAGGGCCACGAAAUCCGUGAUUACUGGAAGGCGCAGGCUCGCAAAUACGAUGUGUACAAGUAUAUCCAAUUCGCACGCCGUGUGAAGGAUGUCAGUUGGAGCGAUGAGAAUUCGGAGUGGACCAUCACUGGAGUCAACCCUAAGGAUGAUCAGCCUUUUGAAGAAAAUGCAGACUUCGUUUUACCGGCCAUAGGUCGUUUCAACGACUGGAGACUGCCCAACUAUCCUGGUGUGUCUGAGUAUAAAGGCCAUCUGUGCCAUACCUCACAUUGGGAUCCCUCGUUCGACGCAACAGGCAAGACGGUCGCCAUCAUCGGUAAUGGAGCAAGUGGCAUCCAGGUUCUUCCCAACUUGCAACCGAUUGCGAAACACAUCGACCACUACGCUCGGUGUAAGACGUGGAUCGCGGCAUCAUGGGCCGGUGACGAACGAACUUUCGAGCCUCAAUGGUAUUCGGAAGAACAGAAGCGAGAACUGCUUGACCCGGGGAAAUAUCUCGAGUUUCGAAAACAAAUCGAAGGGAAGUAUUGGCAUCGAUUUGCCUCAACAUUUCGAGGGGCGGAAGCGAACACAGCAAUGCGAGACCGCUUUAUCGAGAUCAUGUCUCAGCGCCUUGUGAAAAAGCCUGAGCUCAUCAACAGCCUGAUUCCAGACUUCAACCCGAACUGUCGUCGCCUUACACCGGGACCGGGUUAUCUAGAAGCACUCACAGCCGACAACGUCACUCUGAUCCAGGAUCAUAUCAAACGAUUCACUGAAACCGGGAUUGAGACGGUCGACGGCCAGCAUCGUGUGGUGGACGCCAUUAUCUGCGCCACCGGCGCCGCGGUCGACAUGGUUCCUCCAUUCAGCGUCCGAGCACGAGGAAUCGACCUUCAAGACGCAUGGAAACCACUUUCUGAAAACCAGAAGGCCGAUUUGACCCACUUCGGAUGGCCAUACACUUAUCUUGGGCUUGCCGUACCUAACGUACCAAAUCUUCUCUUGAUCCACGGGCCUCACGGCACCGGUCCGUCCGGCACUGUUCCACAUAGUGUCGAAGUACAGGUGACGUACUACGCCAAAGUUCUGCGCAAAGCGUCUUCGCAAGGUAUCAAGGCGAUGUGGCCGUCCAAACGGGCGGCGGACGACUUCGUCGCGUACGCCGACGCAUUCUUCCCCAAGACCGUGCUGACGGAUAACUGCCGCUCGUGGGCCAACGGAGGCAAACCUGGGGGGAGAAUCCACGGUAUAUGGCCCGGUAGCGCCGGCCAUGUCACGCUGGUUCGUAAAGAACCAAGAUGGGAGGACUGGGAGUAUGAGUACUUACACGAGAGUGGGAACAGGUUUGCACAUUGGUUGGGGAAUGGAUGGACUCUGAAGGAGCGAGAUGAAAGUCAAGACAUGACGCCGUACUUGAAGCUUGAGGGGACGGCGGAUUUGAAGGCGAUACAUGAGGAGUGGUGGGAAUGGACAGAGAGCUGA
Molecule: messenger RNA, 1965 nt
Organism: Rhinocladiella mackenziei CBS 650.93
Lineage: Eukaryota; Fungi; Ascomycota; Eurotiomycetes; Chaetothyriales; Herpotrichiellaceae
Exons: 2
Coding region: 1-1965 (654 amino acids)
Molecular function (GO): N,N-dimethylaniline monooxygenase activity; NADP binding; flavin adenine dinucleotide binding
Source: RefSeq, a predicted model, not a curated record